Molecule: messenger RNA, 987 nt
Organism: Daucus carota subsp. sativus
Lineage: Eukaryota; Viridiplantae; Streptophyta; Magnoliopsida; Apiales; Apiaceae
Product: probable glutathione S-transferase
Exons: 2
Coding region: 117-782 (221 amino acids)
Biological process (GO): glutathione metabolic process
Cellular component (GO): cytoplasm
Molecular function (GO): glutathione transferase activity
Source: RefSeq, a predicted model, not a curated record
CAAAUAAUUAUAAAUUUAUCAAACCUCUAUAUAAAUAGCUCAAUAUCAAUCAAUUAGUAGACAUCAAAUACCAAAACAGAUCUUUGGACAAGGUUAAAGACCCGAUUUUUGUACUGAUGGGUGAUUCUGAAGUGAAGUUGCUUGGUUCAUGGCCUAGCUUUUUUAGCAAAAGAGUUGAAAUCGCGCUCAAGAUGAAGGGAAUUAGUUAUGAAUAUUGUGCAGAAGAUAUAUUCAACAAGAGCCCAGAGCUUCUCCGAUACAAUCCUGUUCAUAAGAAAAUUCCUGUGUUAGUACACAACGGGAAGCCAAUCUGCGAGUCUCUGGUAAUUCUUGAGUACAUCGACGAGACCUGGAAGUCUGGACCUUCUCUGUUGCCGAAAGAUCCUUAUGACAGAGCCAUGGCUCGUUUCUGGGCUAAAUUCAUCGAUGAUAAGUGUUUUCCUACUAUGUGGUUUAUCAGGAUGAGCAAAAGCGAGGAGGAACGAGGGAAAGCCAUUGAGGAAGCUAGGGAUCAGUUAUUGACACUUGAAAAUCUGCUCAAAGGCAGCAAGUUCUUCAGCGGAGAUGAGAUUGGCUUAGUCGACAUUGCUGCCAACUUCAUAGCACGUUGGCUCGGAGUCAUGGAAGAGUCGAUGGGCUUAGAAUUGGUCACGAAAGAGAAGUUCCCAAGAUUAUCUGAAUGGAUAGAUGAUUACCUUAAGAACACCAUUAUUCAGGAAACUCUGCCUACCAAAGAAGAAUUACUAAACCGCUUCCGCAAUAUGUUUCAACGAACUCAAUGAUGCAUUCCUGGUAUUCUGUAAUACCGUAUCUGCAACAGCCAGCAAGUAUGUUAGUAGUCUAUGUUUCCGGUGUGUUGAAGUAAUAGCUCUUUGUUAUUGCUUACUAAUAAGAAUGUCAGUUAUGAAGAUGAUGAAUUCUAUCAAGAAUUUGUUGAUGUAUGAUCUUAAAGCUUCAAUAAGAGAGACGUGAGCUUCUUUAAUACAA